Messenger RNA from Quercus robur (English oak), 1305 nucleotides. RefSeq names its product F-box protein FBW2-like. The record is from RefSeq and is a predicted model, not a curated record. The transcript is spliced from 2 exons. NCBI's taxonomy places the organism in Eukaryota, Viridiplantae, Streptophyta, Magnoliopsida, Fagales, Fagaceae. Gene Ontology annotation, molecular function: protein binding. The coding region runs from base 141 to 1040 and encodes 299 amino acids.
UUGGGGGUGUUCCCACGCGUGUGGGACCCAUGGAGAUAGGCAAUAAAUGCGCGUGCACAAAUGAUUGCAAGCCAAAGAACACCGUAUUCCACUCCACUCUGCUUCCAAUGGUAGUAGCGUGAAGAAGACACAAAGGCACCAUGACCAUGAGUCCCAAAAGGAUGUGCUUGAGCGAGAAGAAGGAGAAGAAGGAAGACGAAAAUGGUGCAGCAGAGAAUGAGAAGGCAAUGUGGGAGGGGCUGAACCCGGAGAUACUGGCUCUCAUCUUCACACGUAUCCCCGCUGAACAGAGGAUCGGAGUGUUAUCACUGGUUUGCAAGUCAUGGUCCCAAUGCCUUUGUGGACCAUAUUGCUGGGUUGACAUCGACAUCGAGCAAUGGUGUCGCAAGACCAACCGCACCGUCUUCAAAAUCGACUCCGCCGUCUGUAAACUCGUCCGUCGCACCAAGGGCACCGUCCGCCGCCUCUCUGCCUUCAAGCUCGGCGACCGCGGUUUCGCUUUCAUCGCCAACUGUGGCAGAUUCCUUAAGGUAUUGAAGAUUCCUAUGAGUGAGGUCACUGACAAUAUGGUAGAGAAGCAUGCAGUGUCACUUGCAAACAUGACGGUCCUUGACAUCAGCUACUGUUUGAAGAUUACAUGCAAAGGGCUUGAAGCAUUUGGAAAGAACUGCAAGGCCUUGGUUCACUUGAGGAGAAAUAUGCCCCCACCAGGACUGGUGCCUACUUACAACGUGAAGCCUGAAGUUAGUGAGGCACUGACCAUAGCUGACACAAUGCCAGGACUUCAGCAUCUCGAGCUUGGUUAUGGCCGUUUCACUGAUGUUGGUAUUGAGGCCAUUUUUGCCAAGUGCAAGGCCCUUACCCAUCUUGACAUCCAAGGGUGUUGGAGUGUAAAGUUGGAUGGCCAUCUUGAGGAUAGGUGCUUGCAGCUUCAAGAGUUUAAGAGCCCCUGGCAUGAUGACUUUGACAUUGGGGCUUCCUCAGAAAAUGACAGUGAUGAAGCAGAUAGUGAUGAAGAAUCUUCCUCAGAUAUGGAUUAGCUCGUGUUUUUCUGCCAGGCUUUGUGGUAAUAUUGACAUAACGAUAGGUAACCCAGUAAACUUUCACUCUUCCCUGCUUCUAGAUUAGGGAGUGAUGCCACUUACUUGAUGGAAAAUGGCAUAGACUCGAAGGAAAAUGCUACUCGCUACUCUUUCAUUACCUUUGACCUAAACAGAAGUUGGUGUUUUUUUUGUUUUUGUGAGAUUAAUUCUCUGUUUGGUCUCUAAGAAACCGAAGGAGAUAAGUGAAGAUAAAAUUUUGAAA